AUGAGUAAGGAAGAAUUUCAGGUCAUCAUUGUGGGUGGCUCAAUUGGAGGCGAUCCGGCGCCUCAGAUUGGAGCCUCCAUCGGAAUCCUGCCGAAUGGAGCCCGCGUGCUCGAUCAACUCCAACUAUAUGAUGAGGUUGAAAGAUACAUUGAACCACUGAAAAAGGCAAUCAUCACCUUUGCAGAUGGGUUUAGUUUCAGCAGUUACUAUCCCACGCUAAUUAAUGAAAGGUUCGGGUUUCUGAUCGCAUUUCUAGACAGAAAGCGCCUGCUGGAUAUUCUUUAUACGAAAUACGCCGAUCGCGAUGGGAUUUUUCUAAGUGAGAGGGUUAUAGCUAUUGAAAGUUCUAGUGAUGGUGUGAUAGUAACUACGAGCAAUGGUCGGGAGUAUAAAGGCAGUAUCGUUGUAGGGGCGGAUGGUGUUCACAGCAUAAUUCGGAAUGAAAUAUGGGAGAUGUUAGAGAAAGAUAGCGGAACAAACAUUACUAGACAGGACAGGACCAGUCUCACGGCGGAGUUCCGCUGCAUCUUCGGCAUCUCCUCUGCGAUUCCAGGAUUGAAUCUAGGUGAACAAGUCAAUGCGUUGUUCGAUGGCCUGACAAUAGUGACAAUUCAUGGCAAGGACGGCCGAAUUUAUUGGUUUGUCAUACAAAAACUAGACAAGAAAUACGUCUAUCCCAACUGUCCUCGCUAUACAUCACAUGAUACUUCGGUUGCCGCAGAGGAAAUGAGGAAAACUGUAUUCUACAAGGAUAUCACAUUCGGACGUCUAUGGAAAAAUCGCGAGACGGCCUCAAUGACAGUACUGGAAAAGAAUACAUUUCAGAACUGGUCUCAUGGCAGACUAGUGCUGAUAGGUGAUAGUGUUCACAAGAUGACACCUAAUAUCGGUCAAGGGGCCAACAUGGCCAUUGAAGAUGCUGCCGCCCUAGCAAACAUAAUAUUGAAGAUGAAAAAAGGUUUGGUGACUGAGAUCCCAACUCCUGGACAAAUAGAGAGCAUGUUUUGUCAAUAUCACGACCUUCGGCAUGCACGUGUUGAUUCUAUCUACCAAACCUCCCGGUUUUUGGUGCGAUUACAGUCUCGAGAUGGCUUAUUGAACAAGAUUCUCAGUCGAUAUUAUGCACCAUAUGCUGGGGAUCUGUCUGCUAAUAUAGCAUCAAAAACCAUUGCGAAUGGCGGGUUGUGCGACUUUCUACCGACUCCAAAACGCAGUGGAAGUGGAUGGGAGAAGUAUAGCCGAAAGGGUCUCCACCGGAGCUUCGUGAACCAGACCACUUUCUUCGUCUUUCUCGUCAUUUUUAUUUGCGCUUUGACUUCUAAAGCGUCAAGCUACGACAGAUCUUGCUGGCUCUGGCCUUUCUAG
Molecule: messenger RNA, 1365 nt
Organism: Penicillium manginii
Lineage: Eukaryota; Fungi; Ascomycota; Eurotiomycetes; Eurotiales; Aspergillaceae
Product: FAD-dependent oxidoreductase
Exons: 4
Coding region: 1-1365 (454 amino acids)
Molecular function (GO): FAD binding
Source: RefSeq, a predicted model, not a curated record